AUGGCGCGGCAGCUCGCCCGGGAGCAAGGCAUCACCCUGCGCGGGAGUGCCGAAAUCGUGGCCGAGUUCUUCUCAUUUGGCAUCAACAGCAUUUUGUAUCAGCGCGGCAUUUAUCCCUCUGAAACCUUCACUAGAGUGCAGAAAUAUGGACUCACCUUGCUUGUAACUACUGACCCUGAGCUUAUGAAAUACCUAAAUAAUGUGGUGGAACAACUAAAAGAUUGGUUGUACAAGUGUUCAGUUCAGAAACUGGUGGUAGUCAUCUCGAAUAUUGAAAGUGGUGAGGUCCUUGAAAGAUGGCAGUUUGAUAUUGAGUGUGACAAAACUGCCAAAGAUGACAGUACACCCAGAGAGAAAUCUCAAAAAGCUAUCCAAGAUGAAAUCCGCUCAGUGAUCAGGCAGAUCACAGCUACAGUGACAUUUCUGCCGCUGCUGGAAGUUUCUUGUUCAUUUGAUCUGCUGAUCUAUACAGACAAAGAUUUGGUUGUACCUGAAAAGUGGGAAGAGUCAGGACCACAGUUUGUCAUCAACUCCGAGCAAGUCCGCCUGCGCUCCUUCACCACCACCAUCCACAAAGUCAGCAGCGUGGUGGCCUACAAAAUUCCUGUCCUGGAGUGAGCGGGGGCCGCGGACAAAACCGUGGUUCUCAAAUGUGUGCUUCUUGAAACCAGGCCAACUGUAGUUUGUGAUGUAUUUCACCGAUUAAUUUUUAGAGGGGGAAAGCUUAACAUUAUAUACUGAACUGUGCAUAAUUGUUCCAUUUUUUGAUACCUGUUUAACUUUCCCUAGAGGUGACAUAGCUUUUUGCAUACUGUUCAGAAGGAAGUCAGCAGGGGACAUGAGCACUGUCAUACCAUUUUCUCUGAGGGUGGUAACUAGAUGGGAAAACUUCUCCUAUACUCAGAAUAUAGAUAAAUAUGAAACACAGCAGAAGAAACCUGAAUAUUCAGAAUUUUUAUUUAGGUCCUAAAGCAACUGAUAACCCACAGUAACAAAAUAUUGCUAUUAGGUCC
Messenger RNA from Pteronotus mesoamericanus, 1013 nucleotides. It is a transcript of the gene MAD2L1, whose product is annotated as mitotic arrest deficient 2 like 1. The transcript has 5 exons. NCBI's taxonomy places the organism in Eukaryota, Metazoa, Chordata, Mammalia, Chiroptera, Mormoopidae. Gene Ontology annotation, biological process: mitotic spindle assembly checkpoint signaling. Gene Ontology annotation, cellular component: cytoplasm; kinetochore; nucleoplasm. The coding region runs from base 1 to 618 and encodes 205 amino acids. The record is from RefSeq and is a predicted model, not a curated record.